This is a messenger RNA of Adineta steineri, 933 nucleotides long. NCBI's taxonomy places the organism in Eukaryota, Metazoa, Rotifera, Eurotatoria, Adinetida, Adinetidae. The record is from the annotation of a GenBank genome assembly.
AUGAAUUACUUAGGCGUCGUUCAAAGAUCUAUUUUUACAAUUCGUUCUAUACGAAAUUCUUCGAAUAUAACUAUACCAUCUUUAAUUGAUUCUUAUCCAAUAGAAGCUACAAUAUUUGAACCACCACCAUCAUCAUCAUCUUCUUCAAAUUCAAUAUAUGUUGUUAUCUCAGAAGCAACAGGUAAUCGUCGUCAAUUUUAUUUUCCAUUUGCAAAAUAUUUAAGUGAACAACAUAAUCUACAUGUAAUAACAUAUGAUUAUCGUGGAACACAUGUACGUAAACCAACCGAAUGGACACUUGUUGAACAUUGGGCUCGACGUGAUUGUGCAGGAGUUAUAUCAUAUUGCUUUGAAAAAUAUAAACAAGUCGUUCAUAUUGGUCAUAGUCUUGGUGGAAAUAUGCAUGCUCUUUUACCACCUUUUAUAAACGAAAAAAUUUCUCGAAUCCUUCUUAUUUCCUCAGCAAAUUCUUAUUUAAUGUAUCACAAAUGGAAUUUAUCUUUUCCUAAAACAUGUUUUUUACUUUAUGUUAUUCGUGAACCACUUCAUUGGCUUUAUGGAUAUUAUCCAAUACGUACUGUUUUUCGAACAGGUGUUGAUAUGCCAACUAAUAUUAUUCGAGAAUGGGCUCGAUGGUCAUUAUAUCGUCAAUGCUUUGUUGAUAAACAUGGACAAAUGUUAACGGAUGGAUUUAAUUCGGUCAAAUGUCCCAUUUUAGCUAUAAAUUUUGCCGAUGAUGAAUUUUAUACACGUCAAGCAUUUGAUAUAUUUACUAAACAAUUUAAUCAAUCAUCAAAUAUACAAACGAAACAUUUACCUAAAGGUGGUCAUUUUAAUUUUUUUAAAGAAAAUCAAUCAUUAAAACUUUGGCAAGAAGCUGUUCAAUUUAUAAAAUAUGGUCAUACAAAAAAUCUUUUCGAUGUAAAUAAAUAG